GCGUGGGGUACAGAGGGGGUUCCUAGGGGGUACAGAGAGGAGACGUGCGGGAGGAGCGCCAUAGCGUGUUCUGGCGGUGUUGCAACAGUGGACGACGUACGCUUAUCUACCUCACUCGGCCAAGCAGCAUGGCAGCCCUGGUGUUGCCGCUGACCUAGCUGGUACUCCUGAGCCUGGUCAGUGUCUCCUCUCAGAUCCAGUGGUUCAGGUUUCUAUGGGUCCCAGAGAUGACUUCACCUGCUCCUGCUGUCACUACAUCUGCACCCACCACUACAGCACCAGAGGAGAGCACAGCCCCUGUCUUCCCAGCCUCCCCUCCUCAGCCCACAGAGGGAUUCAGCAUAGCCCGAGCUAAGAGACCUCUCAGAAUGUGGAAGAGUGAGCGAGGGUCCAAGGGUCACCUAGUCCUCACUGAGCUAGUUGGUGUUCCUCUUCCUCCAUCUGUGUCCUUCAUCACGGGCUACGAGGGUUUCCCUGCCUACAAUUUUGGGCCUCAUGCUAAUGUUGGUAGACUCACCCAAUCAUUUGUACCUGAGCCCUUCUUCAAGGACUUUGCCAUUAUUGUCACCAUCAAACACUCCAACUCUCGAGGAGGGGUCCUGUUCGCUAUCACAGAUCCCUCCCAGAAGAUCGUCCACCUGGGCUUGGCCCUGACGCCUGUGGAGGAUAAGACCCAGAGGAUUGUACUGUAUUACAGCGAGCCAGGGCUUGCAGACACCAUGGAGGUGGCUUCCUUUAAAGUGCCUGAUAUGACACAGCAAUGGAGUCGCUUCACGCUGACGGUCGAGCAUGAGGAGGUUCGGCUCUAUAUGGACUGUGAGGAGUACCACAGUGCCCCCCUGAAGAGAAGCCAGCAGCCCCUCAGCUUUAAGCUGGGCUCGGGUAUCUUUGUGGCAAAUGCAGGCAGUACUGGCCUGGAGAGAUUUGUGGGCUCUAUUCAACAGCUGGUAAUAAAACAGGACCCUAGGGCAGCGGAAGAGCAGUGUGAGGAGGAUGACCCCAGCUUGCAGUCCUCCGGCGAUGGAAGUGGUGAUGGUGAUGGUGAUUAUGAUGAUGAAGAAGAACAUGGGAGACGUGAAGUAAUCUUUGGUCGGACAAAUGAGAAAGAAGAUAAAGAAAAGACACACAGACCCACCUUUCCUGUCCAAGCUCCACCCACUAUGUUACCUGACAUGGACGAAGGGGAAGUUUCAGGACAUGUGACCCCUGUAGACCAAAGGCUGCUUAGAGGGACAAACAAAACAGAUGAAACAGGGGAGAGUACAGGGGAUGGUGAUCCUGGGGUUGGUCGGCCUGGUUUACCUGGUUCACCAGGGCUUCCCGGACCACUAGGGCCAUCCAAACCAAUUAAAGUUCCAUAUGGAUUUGAUGCUCUCGGCUCUGGAUCUGGAGAUGUUGACAUUGAUACAGAACUUCUUAGAGGUCCACCUGGUCCUCCAGGGCCUCCAGGGAAACCUGGUCCGCCUGGUCCUAAUGGCCCCUUAAGGGGUUUACUGCCUGGACCAUCAGGUGCCCCUGGCAAGGAUGGCAGAGAUGGGCAACCUGGACUUCCUGGUGUUCCUGGUCGGGAUGGCUUGACUGGACAACAGGGUCCAAAAGGAGCGAAGGGUGAACAAGGAAUAAGAGGGCCCCCUGGACCUAAGGAUUUGGAGGGUUCUGGUGAAAGCGGAUUGUUUCUUGGAGACGGAAUUUCAAAAGGUUAUCAAGGUGAACCAGGAUCCCCAGGAAAGGAUGGAAUACUAGGCUCAGCUGGUUUACCUGGUGCCAGGGGGCCAAAGGGGGACAAGGGCAGUCCAGGAGAUAAGGGUGAGCAAGGUCGUGAUGGUCUGAGCAUCAUAGGGCUUCCCGGUCCCCCUGGCCCUCCUGGACCGAUCAUUAACUUCCAGGAUCUCCUUCUUAAUGAUACUGCUGCCAAAUUGAACCUCUCUAAGAUCAGAGGACCGCCAGGCCCUAUGGGCCCUGAAGGCUUGCCUGGCAGAGCAGGAUUCCCUGGCCCAAGAGGACCAAAAGGUGAAAUUGGGUUUCCAGGUAUUCAAGGACCUCCAGGACUAAAGGGAGAAAAGGGGGAGCCAGGCGUAUCCAUAGCUGCUGAUGGCUCUCUAAUAACAGGCCUGAGAGGACCCAGAGGACCGAAGGGAAUGAAGGGAGACAUCGGCCCCUCUGGACAGCCUGGGAUUGUGGGGCUGAUUGGACCACCUGGACAAAAAGGAGAAUAUGGACUUCCUGGUCGACCGGGCCGGCCUGGAAUAGCUGGAAGGAAAGGGGACAAGGGACAUUCUAGUGGUCCCCCUGGUCCACCGGGUCCACCUGGACCUCCAGGGCCACCAGGACGAGUAAUUGGCCUCAAUGGAACAGUUUUCCCAGUUUCUCCUAAACCACACUGCAAAAUACCAGUCAACAACAACAAUUCACAACCAGGCAAUGGAAGAGUGUCAUUAGGAGUCAAAGAGGACAAGGGUGAUGUGGGAAAUCCUGGGUUGCCAGGAACUGCAGUGCCAAUGUUUCCUCAUGGUUAUGUGGAUGCUAAAGGUGAUAUUGGCUACAAGGGGCAAAAGGGAGAGAAAGGGGAUCCAGGUUUGCCUGGCCCACCAGGGCUCCGUGGGAAGACAGGCCUUGUGGUACCUAAAGGGGACUCUAUUGUUGGUCCUCCUGGGGACACUGGUUCCCCAGGCCUUCCAGGACUGCCUGGCUAUGGAAGUCCAGGACCACAAGGGCCACCAGGACCUCCUGGACCACCAGGCACUCCGUCUGCAUAUGGCUCAGCUGCGAAUAUCCCUGGACCUCCAGGUCAUCCAGGGCCACCUGGUGCUCCUGGCCAUGGAAACCUUGUGAGAACAUAUAAAAACACUCAGACCUUGAUAAGAGAGACCAGUCAGGGUGCAGAAGGGACUCUGGCAUAUGUCAUAGACAAGAGUGAACUUUACAUCAGGGUACGAGGGGGCUGGAAGAAAGUUGAGCUAGGAGAGCUAAUCCCAGUUCCCCAAGACAGUUCCACAUCUGCUUUGUCACAAGGCCUGAGCAGACUCAGCGACCGCAGUGUACCUAAAGUUCAUAGCCAGGAGUUAAAGAGCUUCCUGCCAGGCUACCAUGUUUUUCCACAGCAUGCACACUCAGUGCCAGCAUUGCAUCUGGUGGCACUCAAUGCCCCAUUCUCAGGGGACAUGCAUGGAAUCCGAGGGGCAGAUUAUCAAUGUUACCAGCAGGCCCAUGCCAGGGGCCUGACAUCCCCUUACAGAGCUUUCCUCUCCUCUCACCUACAAGACCUUUCCAGCAUCGUCAAGAAAGGGGACCACUUCAGCUUGCCAGUGGUGAACCUCAAAGGAGAUGUGCUUUUCAACAGCUGGAUGUCUAUGUUCUCUGGAAAUGGGGCUGUUUUUGAUCCACUUACUCUGAUUUAUUCCUUUGACGGAAGAAACGUCAUGACAGAUCAGGCUUGGCCUCAGAAACUGGUGUGGCACGGCUCGAGUACCGCGGGCAUCCGAAUGACAACUAACUACUGUGAAGCCUGGAGAACCGGUGACAUGGCAGUGACCGGACAGGCGUCUCUUCUGCAGACCGGCAGACUGCUGGGGCAGCACACACAUACCUGCUCAAACCACUUCAUUGUGCUUUGCAUUGAGAACAGCUACAUUCAGAGCCCUGGAAGGAACUAGAAAGUUGACCAUUUUUGAAGUCAAGCAAUGCAGAUGUAGGGAGCAGCAGUAGCUGGCCUGCUGGGGGAAAUAUCCAAUCUACUCUUUAAUUAGGAAGAGAGCUCCUGUGAGAAGUUACAAGCCAGGGAAAAUGGCACUGCAAUCAUGUUUCACUUCUUCUCUGAGCAUGAUGUAAAUAUGUAUAAAUCACCCACAGAUACUGUUCAAUCGACGACCCACCGACUUCUAUUCAACUAUUAGAAUACCAAAGAAUACCUCAGCCAGAUAUCAAGCAAGUGUAGAUCCAUUGUAUGAAUUCACCACAUUACACUGUGCCUUCUCGGAUGAUAUUAACCCCUCCUCAUAAAGACUAAUAUAGAGUUUCGUGUGUGUGUGUGUGUGUGUGUGUGUGUGUGUGUGUGUGUGUGUGUGU
This is a messenger RNA of Sinocyclocheilus anshuiensis, 4065 nucleotides long. RefSeq names its product collagen alpha-1(XV) chain-like. The record is from RefSeq and is a predicted model, not a curated record. The transcript is spliced from 37 exons. NCBI's taxonomy places the organism in Eukaryota, Metazoa, Chordata, Actinopteri, Cypriniformes, Cyprinidae. Gene Ontology annotation, biological process: extracellular matrix organization. Bases 228 to 3653 code for a protein of 1141 amino acids. Gene Ontology annotation, molecular function: extracellular matrix structural constituent conferring tensile strength.